Molecule: messenger RNA, 1149 nt
Organism: Moesziomyces antarcticus
Lineage: Eukaryota; Fungi; Basidiomycota; Ustilaginomycetes; Ustilaginales; Ustilaginaceae
Product: 88 kDa immunoreactive mannoprotein MP88
Exons: 2
Coding region: 1-1149 (382 amino acids)
Source: RefSeq, a predicted model, not a curated record
AUGAAGGCUGCUGCUGCCAUCCUCGUCGCCCUCGCCGCUGGCGCCUCCGCCCAGUCGGUCCCCGCCUUCCGCUACGGCACCCCCUCCGCCAACUACCCAGGCGUCAAGGGCACCAACAGGAACGGUCCCACCAACCCCUCCGCCCCGCAGCUCAACACCCCCAUCAACCAGACCUCCGACUCGCGCCUCGCCACCCUCAACUCCAUCGACGACUGGUGCACCUUCGGCCCCCAGGUGCCCGGCACCAUCAUCGGCAACGUAGAGGGCGAGACCGUCGCCUACUGCACAAAGCCCCGUAACAACGCCCGUGUCAUCCCCGACGGAACCGUCACCGGUGCCCACUUUGUCAAGACCCCCCUCUACGUCCAGCUCAUGGCGCUCGGUGACUUCACCAAGAUCGGUCUCGUUGCCGGCGACGAGGGCGGUGAGCUCGACCCGCACGGCGCCACCAACAUGGGCAACCCCGUCGGCGGCAACGUCACCUCCAACGUCUCGGGCGAGGACGUCUUCUACGAGGAGUGGAUGAACUACGUCUCGUACAACCAGCUCUGCUUCCGUAUCUGCAUCGCCGGCUCCGAGCAGGCACCCACCGCGCUCGAGUGCGAGCACGAGCUCGACGUCAUGGGCUGCAACUUUGUCAUGCCCGGCAACUACGCCGACAACGUCUUUGAGACGUGCGACGGUGACGCCGCCUACCCGCCCGGUCUCUACCCCGAGGCCAACGGCCAGACUUCGACCUUCAAGCAGUUCUUCACCGGCGAGUACGUCGCUGGCGGCACCACCUACUCGUACACCAACGGCGCCGCCGACCAGGUCACCCCCACCGGCGCCUACUCCACCCCGUCCACCUCCAACUGCAGGACCACCGCCACCAUCUCCAACGGCAUCAAGUCCAUCGUCCCCUCGUCGUCGUCGUCCGUCGCCUCGUCCAGCUCCGCCUCGGCCUCGAGCGCCUCGUCCACCGGCCGUGCCUCCAACUCGGGCUCCGCCUCGGGCUCCAACUCGGGCUCCGCCUCGGGCUCCGCCUCUACCGGCAACUCGGGCUCGGGCUCCAGCGGCUCCUCGUCGGGCGCCUCGUCGCUCGUCGGCUCGGCUGUCGGCAUCGCCGCCUCGGUCGUCGCUGUCAUGGCGGGCGCCUACCUUCUCUAA